AUGAUGGAAGCUAUGGGUACACAAAAACCAUUGGGGGUGAAUAGUACGAUUCUCAAUAAACAUAUACCAACCAAGUCACCAACAAAACGUACUAGAACCAGAAUGACCCUUGAACGAGCAGAUGUAAGGAACAAAGGACGUAUUAGAUACAAGACCAACGUACAAGAUUUGAAUUUCUUAGAUUCGAUGGAUACUUCUUGUGACACUGGUCCACAAAUGAUUCAACUUCCAAGCCAAUCUCCAUACAAUCAACAUUUCUAUCAAUCAAAUAACAGUGGUAACAGGAACCCAGACGUCAGUUUCCAUUCAUUACCACCUGAAUAUGAAGAAUUGCAGUUACAAAGUCAGAAACAAUAUCAAAUGCAACUGCAACAGCACAAUUAUUAUUCGUCAUCUCCUGUCCGUCACCAGCCUCCGGAACAACAAAACGCUCCACAAUUACCACCAAGAGCAGAUAACAUUAACACUUCGAUGCUUGUAUUCAACUCAAGUGGGUUCAAUAAUUGCUCACCACAUUCUUCGGUGCCAAUAGUGACGGGAUUCCCAUCUUAUUUCAAUCCAAGGCAGGCAAAGAAUAUGCCACACGGUGAAAAGGUCGAGAGGUGGAUGGAAAACUUACCAAUAUAUUUCGAAGAGUCGGAACAGAUGACUCAUACAAACUGUUUCAGUAUUUCGGAUGAUUCUGAAUUCUGGGAAGAAGACGAAUUUGACAACGACCUUGACGAUGGCAUUGCCCUUACAAACUCCGUCGAAAUAAUAUUUCUUCAACAAAAAAGAAUUACAGCACUAAUUAAUAAACUAUACCACUAG
Kluyveromyces lactis is the source of this 810-nucleotide messenger RNA. It is a transcript of the gene PFS1, whose product is annotated as Pfs1p. The transcript has a single exon. Bases 1 to 810 code for a protein of 269 amino acids. NCBI's taxonomy places the organism in Eukaryota, Fungi, Ascomycota, Saccharomycetes, Saccharomycetales, Saccharomycetaceae. The record is from RefSeq and is a predicted model, not a curated record.